Messenger RNA from Aspergillus wentii DTO 134E9, 1441 nucleotides. Its product is annotated as 2OG-Fe(II) oxygenase. Bases 1 to 1395 code for a protein of 464 amino acids. The transcript is spliced from 3 exons. The record is from RefSeq and is a predicted model, not a curated record. NCBI's taxonomy places the organism in Eukaryota, Fungi, Ascomycota, Eurotiomycetes, Eurotiales, Aspergillaceae.
AUGCCUUCCCCUUCCCCAAACGGCAGAUCAGCUGGCAGAAGAUCCUCUCGCUCUGCGACUCGAGCCAGGAAUUCAUCGGUUUCCUCCCUUCAGCAACAAGCUGUUCAAAAAGCCUGUCAUGAGUUAGGAGGGAUGAUCGAAGGAGAGCGCUCGUCUUCCACUUUCGCCUGUGGUGGAACAAUCCCCAUUGGAAAUAUGGAGGAAGGAAAUUCUCCCCCAGUGACAAUCUUUUGGUCCACAGACCGGAAACCAAAUUCGAAGAAAUUAGUACUCCCACUAGGCGAGGAACAGGAUUCCAGUCCAAAUGCCCUGAAGCAGCUAGUAUCCGGCUGCUCCCCCGCUACAUUUGGUCGGGGCGAGAAGGACGUUCUUGAUCAAAGCUAUCGGCUCGCGGGAAAGCUGAACUUCGAUCAAUUUUCUAGUACUUUUCAUUUGCCUAGCUUUGGGAUUUUGGAGAACAUCGAGCAGAUUCUACUCCCCAGCAUCAGCACUGCUGACGAGAACGCUUUGCAGUUCAGAAAGCUUUCCGCAGAUUUGUACAAACUCAACGUCUACUCGGGGCCGACUGGUCUUUUUCGCAAGCAUGUUGACACCCCACGCUCCGCUAAUCAAGUUGGCUCUCUGGUUGUCUGCUUGCCAUCUCCGUUCGAAGGAGGCAACCUGCUCGUCCGCCACCAAGAACACGAAGUUAAUUUUGACUGGGGCCCUGCGAGUGACUUGAGCAUACAAUGGGCGGCGUUCUAUAGCGACUGUGAACACGAAAUCAAAACCAUCACCAAAGGAGACAGGGUGACCUUAACAUACAACCUUUGCGUGACGGAGCCAGUGGGCAGUUUGACUCUACCCAAACCAAUUGUUGACAUCAAGUCUCUUCCACUAUAUGAAUACCUGCGAGAUUUGAUUAGGCAGCCCGGCUUCCUGGCAGAUGGCGGUGCUCUGGGCAUUUUCUGCUCCCACGCCUACGCCCACUCUUCUGACACGGCAGCAACCAACCUCCCGCGGACUUUAAAGGGAUCCGACUUGGUUUUCUACGCCGUACUAAAGUCAAUUGGCAUAGGUGUCAAUGUUCUCCCGGUGAUGGAUAUGGCGGAUUGGGAUAGACAUGGCGAACCACCGUCUGGAAAUUGCGUUGGCAAUGCCCUCUACUCUUACUUCACAACCGAUGAGGGGGGAUAUGAGGAGGAAUACGAGUCAAAGAUCGCGAAGAGAUGUUGGCCGUAUAAAAUACGGCGGGACAUUACUUGGCUUACGGCGCCGAAGCAUCUUGAAUACGCAUUCACUCACUUGGCUUACGGCAAUGAGGCCUCGACCUCCACACAGUACUCAUAUGCUACUAUCAUUGCCGAAUUUCCUUCCUGGAAUGAGAGAAUACGACAGACUUUCCUGACUUCAUAGUCUACACAUUCAGAUAUCAAGAUAGUUUGCAAGUUUGAGAUUUUGC